UGGCUCUGCGCGGGGCGCGCCGAGAGGCGCGCUGUGGCCGCGGCCCGGGUCCGCAGCGCGCCUCGCUCGCUUAAGAUCACGGUAGCGCUUAAUAUUAAUGAAGAACUGCUGUUAAUUGUGUGAGAGCAAAAAUGCUGAGUUUCUUCCGGCGAACCCUCGGACGGCGGUCUAUGCGUAAGCACGCGGAGAAGGAGCGGCUGAGAGAAGCGCAGAGAGCCGCGACCCACAUCCCUGCGGCCGGGGACGCAAGAUCCGUCAUCACGUGUCGAGUGGCGCUGCUGGACGGCACGGAUGUCAGCGUGGACUUGCCGAAAAAAGCCAAAGGCCAGCUUCUGUUUGAACAGAUCAUGUAUCAUCUGGACCUUAUAGAAAGUGACUACUUUGGAUUAAGGUUUAUGGAUUCCGCACAAGUGGCGCAUUGGUUGGACAACACAAAAAGCAUUAAAAAACAGGUUAAAAUUGGCCCACCAUACUGUCUGCAUUUUCGUGUAAAGUUUUACUCAUCAGAGCCCAACAAUCUACGGGAAGAGCUAACAAGGUAUUUAUUUGUUCUGCAGCUAAAACUGGAUAUUCUCAGUGGAAAAUUGGAAUGUCCAUUUGACACAGCCGUCCAAUUGGCAGCUUAUAACAUGCAAGCUGAACUCGGAGACUAUGAUCCUGCUGAACAUGUCCCUGAACUGGUGUCUGAGUUCAGGUUUGUACCCACUCAGACUGAAGAGAUGGAGCUAGCCAUUUUUGAGAAGUGGAAGGAAUGCAGGGGGCAAACACCAGCGCAGGCUGAAACUAACUACUUAAACAAAGCUAAAUGGCUGGAAAUGUAUGGUGUAGACAUGCACAUAGUCAAGGCAAGGGAUGGCAACGAUUACAGCCUUGGACUAACCCCUACAGGAGUUCUUGUCUUUGAAGGAGACACCAAGAUUGGUUUAUUUUUCUGGCCAAAAAUAACAAGACUUGACUUCAAGAAGAACAAACUCACUUUAGUUGUUGUUGAAGAUGACGAACAGGGAAAGGAGCAGGAGCACACUUUUGUUUUCAGGCUGGAUCAUCCCAAAGCCUGCAAACACUUGUGGAAGUGUGCAGUAGAACAUCACGCCUUCUUCCGGCUCCGAGGUCCUGUCCAAAAGAGCUCAAGUCGAUCUGGCUUCAUUCGGUUAGGAUCCCGGUUCCGAUACAGUGGGAAAACAGAAUAUCAAACUACCAAGACCAACAAAGCCAGAAGAUCUGCAUCCUUUGAAAGGAGGCCCAGCAAGAGAUACUCAAGACGAACGCUACAAAUGAAAGCACAUGUUGCUAGAAUUGAAGAAACAAGUAUUCCAAACAGUGCCGUUAUUAACCAAAAUAAUGGAUCACAACAAAGUUGGAAUGCAAAGCCAAACUUACCUGUCCUAACAGCAGUUCCUUCUGCCCCAGUCUUAGUGGAAAUAGAAAACCUCCCAAGAAGCCCUGGAGCCAGCCAGCAAGACAAGAAGUGUGUACCUCUUGUUGAUUUAUUAGACAGCGAGGAGUUGCCAGAAACUUGUGUUGAUGAUGCCAUAGGCCAUCCAGUUGCUGGCUUGACAACAGGAGUUUUGGAAGAGGCUGCUGGUUGCCUUCAUCCUGGCACAAAGGAAACUGCUGUUGAAAGAGCAGGCUCUGAUCCAUUUGAAGACAUGCUCCUAAAACUGAAGCAGCUGGAAACAGAGCACAGCAGCCCUAUGCCAACUGCCCGUCCCAGCGUAAACAUAAAUGUACAGGAUGAAGUGGUGAAGUUAACAGAUAAAUGUCUUAACAAUGCAAUUGAGAACCCGAUACCAGUGGCAACAUGGCUUCCAGCAGACAUCAAAAGCAAUAUCCUGAAGGCCCAGGCAGAGACAGGACACAAGGUCACAAGAGAAGACAGCUUGACAAAUAUCAAGAAUUCCAAUAUUCAGGAUGCUGCUGUCAGGAGCAUUCCAGCAGGCAAAAUCCAGAGUAGUCCUCCAACAACCAGCCCAGGAUUUCAAGAACCAAGAGAGCUGCUGAAAGCAAUCUCUGCCUCGAGCACCAUCAUUCCUAAUGUGUUAAAUGAGGAUAAUGCUUCCCCUGACCGUGGAGAGUUACUGAUUCCAGCUGAUCUGGCUCCAACUGAAGAGGCUGCUGUUUUAAAGAAUACUCCAGAUGACCAGGACAUUUCCUUAACAUCACUGCCAGAGAAUCUAAUUGACUUUUCAGAAGCCACCCCACGGGUGCCUUCCCAGCCCACAAUAACCCCAAGGUGGAUAGUGCCAACAGGUUUGAUUUCCAAUGGGCCUUUGGGAAUUGAUGUUGCCUUAGCUCUGAAGGCAAUGAAAGGCAGCACGGAGGCUCUGUCAUCACCAGCUGGAUUUCCACCAUCCCAGCAGACGUCUGAAGUCCUUGCAAGCCCAGUAACUGAGGAUGCUACAGUGAGGAUGAAAUGUUUACUCACCACUGAGCUCUAGAGGAAGGAGCUUCCACACUUCCUACCUUGUGAAAACUCAAACCUUCUAACAUCUCCAAGGGAAGGACUUGUUUGGGAUCAAGCUUUUGCUGAACUGGGAGUCAAACAGCCAGCUGUUUUGCUAGUAUUCAGGAAGAAGCUUUCACGUUUUAUUGCAAUCCAACUGGAAUUACAGCCUAACCCAGGAUAAAAAACCACAUGAAAGUUUGAUCUUCUCCCUCUGGAGAAGUGAAAUACCACACUGGACUUAGUUCUGAACAUAAGGAAUGAAAUCUAGUUGUGUUCCAUUCAAACUAGGUUUAGUCUUACUUUUACACUGUGCUGCUUCAUAAAUGUUAAUGGAAAGUGUUCACUGUGAUGUUAGCUAAGUAGUGUUUGAACACUGCAUCCCGGGUCUUGAUAGAUUAAUAACUAGAAGAUUAGGAGACCUUGUAGGGCCACCUUGUGGCCAUACUGUAUAUGGUGGCUCACAGUAGUAAUGACUUUUUUCCUAUAGCCAAGAUCAUUUUCUUCUGUGUGAUUAUUCCCUCUGUUUUUUCUUUGUUUUACCAUUACAUACAUGUCUUUUUGGCCUUAAAACCCUUUAUAAUCUUUGCACCUCUUGUUACAAUACCUGGAAAGAACGAAAAUCUAGUCUGUGAGUGACCAACUACUUUGACUGGAUUUGAGCUGCACUUUGCAACCAGGAAAAGGAAAAUUAACCUGCCAAACAGCUUAUAGUAUUAGCAGAGGUCCCACAUUUUGACCCUGCUGAUUUAAUUUCUUUUAUGACUCAAAUACAUGUGUUUUAGUCUACAGAUGUGUAUUUAGUUUUGAAUGCUGAAGCAGUGAAAGUAUGAGUACAGCUUACUUAAGGAACUGCUUACUGGUUAGUUUUGUUGUCAUUUAGGACUAGGAAGGAAAGGACUUUUCUUGUUUAUUUUCAUAUCAUUUCUAGGUAUUGUUUCCAGAUGUAGUGCUUUGGGAAUACUUGUCAAGUGUAUUAGCGACAUGAGGGUACAACUGGAUGGGUUCUUAAAUCUGCCUCAAAACCUGUUCCAAGUCUCUUUUGGUAGGUGUUUGUGAAACAGAGUGGAAAGAGUAAGAUGAAAACAGGAAAAAAGGAUGAAAGGUUUCCAAAAGCGAUUUACUCUGUUCAGGGGCAGGAAGGUAGGCGCACUUGCAAAAGCAUGCUCCACAGUGCUAGUGAAGGUUUUUUGGUGCUGAGGUGAAGUGUGAGAUUUGAUAUGUACAGUUCAAAAAGCUCAUUUGCAUCCUGGGCAACAGAAUCCUUGUGUGGAAACCUAGAGGUGAUCCCAAGGACCCUGGGGAUACGUCCUGUGAAAAAUAUCAAUGCGGAGCCAAAGGAAGGAGAAAUGUAGAAGCUCUGCAAUGAAUUCCACAUCUCCUAACAGGGAAGUGCAGGUUGAACAACUGGGGUUGUCCCUUCUUAGGAAGAGGCUUGUACAUAUGAAUGAGGUGGAGGAUGUUUUCUUCAUAGUGUUGCUCUUUAUGAAUAUUUAUAUACGUGUGUCUCUUAGAAACAAUUUUAAAUGUGAAAGUUAGGUCUCAAACCUGUAUGCUCAACUUCAUUCCCGCACACCUGCUGUGCUUAUGUUUAUCAGUGUAGACAAAGAGUUGGACCAAACCACUGUGGGUUGUGUGAAUCCGCUGGUGUCCUGCUAGCCUGCUUCUUUCAGACUAGGAUGUGUCUUGGACGUUUUUGCUGCUGCUUUUGUGCUCUUGUUUGCAAGAUGUUGAAUGAGAGUGUUAAGGAUGAAACCACUCAACAUUUACAUGGCCCACUGCCACUCCUCAAAACCCCAGAGGCCUUAAUAGAGAAAGAGAAACCAGUGGGAGCUCUGAGGACUGACAUGACCAGAGUGACGCUCUGCAGACAAUAUUUGCAGCCAUCGCCUCAAGAUCCAGGAAUCAGGAUGGAUGACAGGUGCUUCAGGUUCCCUCUCCUUACUCAAUGCAUAACAGGGGCACACUGCCUGCUCACAGCACUGCCAACCAAGGGGAGCUGCUGUUCUGGACCUUGGGGAGUGUUUCUGCCCACCAGCCAUUCAGCUCCGUCACUGCUACUUCCAGUUGAGUAUUGAGUAUUUUUUUAUACUUCUAAGUCUGAGCCUUAUUGCAUAUUAAAAUGUAGGAGGUUCCUGAUUCAAAUAUCAAAUCAAAUAUCAAAUAUCUUAGUCUGGAUUAAUACAGUUGCUAGCAAGUUCCCGCAGGAGAAGGGAAGCUAUGGCUGCCACAGUACGCUUCCUGCACAAAGUCAGUACUGUGUGGGGAAUCUUGGCAUUUACUAUUGAUCUGUUUGCUCAGCAGCUGAGCUGGCAUUUGCCAGCUACAUGUGUUGGUUUUGUAAAUAGACAGAAUGCAGUAGCAUUUUCUUUAAGGCAUGUUUGAUAUUUGACUCUUCCCAUUGGGUUCAGGAGCUCUGUGAACUGUUAGCUUCAAUGCCUCCCAAAAGUAAAAAACAAAACAAAAAAAAAAAAAAAACAAAAAAAAACCGUAAGUUUACAGUUUACAAUGUUGUGUGUUAAAUAGCAUACUUAGAUUCCUCACGAGGAAUCACAUCUGGUAAAUAGCAUGUGGUGCUGAAAGGGUCCCCUUAAAAUCUAAAUGGUUCCAAAUAGCAAGCUGUUACACUUUUAGUGUGACCAGGGAGGGGGUGUUGAAGGGGAAUGUAUACAUACAAACACAUAGAAAGAAAAAUUCCAAUUGCUUUCAAAGGAGUAAGUUUUUAUUCAGGUUUCAGAGAACUGGUAGACUAGUACUUGGAACUUCCUUUUAAAAGUUCAAACUUUUUAAGAAUCAAAUUAGGGACCUACUUACAAUUUCUAGCAACAUCAGAGAAUUGCAAAUCCAACUCAUCACUUUCAGUGAUGUCCUGAUAAUUGGAGCAAAUGCUCACUCCGUUUAACUCAGCAUAGCUUAUUUAGCUAUUCCAAAUCAUUGCUUAUGUGGGGAGACCAGAGACAAAGUUAGGUGUCUGAAUAUUUGCAUCACUAUUUUACUUAUAACACUAUAAUUGAACUGCUGUAUCAUGACUGGCUAACAAGUAACGUAGCAUUACUUACCAGCUUUAUUUUAUAAAAGAAAUAGGCAAAUUAAUUCCUGCAUUUAAUGUUAUAAAGUAUCAAUUAAUGCCUUUGUGCCACUGGAAAAAAGGGAUUUGCUUAACCUUGUGAUACUAUUGAUUGAUUGGAUAUAAGAUCCAGUCAUCCUCUAAAAGGUUAUUUUUUCGUAUUUAUUUUAAGGGAUGGGAUUCACAUAUAAGACUUUUCCCUAUUGUGUGAAUCCAAAGCUGAGACACUGGCAAGUCUGCCAGCCACUUAGAAGCUUUGAAAGUUGAGAGAAAUGAAUAAAUGCAGCUACAUGUUGUGUUGCAGUCAUUUAGAAAAAUCCAUUUCUCCCAUACAAAAAGUUGUUUUUUUCCAUACAAAGUUACCACCUACUGACUUAAUGCAUAUUCCAGUUUAUAUUCCUUACCUUGCCUUAUACCUUUUUGCUGUGUGUGCCUGUAAUGCUGACCAGAUGGGCAGUUUUUAAUUCCAUAAUUAAAAAACUAUUAUUUAAUUAAUAACAGAAAAGUGAUUGUAUACUUUGAAAGAUUUUAUGGAAAUCUUAACAUUUAUUUAAAAAAACACAACUUAAAACUGAUUAACCUUAUGGACAUGGAUCUUAGAACUUCAUUUUGGUCUCACCCAUUUAACCUAACAGUAAGAGACUGCAGAAUCUAAAUACAGUGGUAAAUAGUCACAUCUUACAACUAUAUCCUUUCAAUAUCAGAAUUAAAAUGCAGGAGUUUAGGAUCUCUUACCACUUGAAUUAAGGAAAGCUCUUCUUUAGUUCCACAGUAAUAGGGUUUAAAACUAGGUAAGUCAAAUGGUAUAAAAUACUUAAAUGAUAAUCAAUCAUGGUUAAUGUAUUAAUGCAUAUAAUAAACCAUGUAUUAAUGCGUACUUUGUCAGAGCCGGAUAGCAGUAUGAAAGGUAUGUUUUGGACAAUUUUCUGGACACAGAACUUUGGCAGGGAGAAAAUUUGCUGCAGAGGAAAAGGAGCUCAGAUGAACAGUCCGGUUACAUUGAGAUCUCUUUCCACUAACACUUUUCAGCCCUGUGUCUGCAUCCUGCUCAUUCUAGUUUCUUGCAAGCAAAGCUGUACUGUUAAGGCCAGCCUUUCCUUCAUGAACAGCACGGGACACAUUUUUCACAUUAUGACCAUGUUCUGACACAGCCCAAGUCAUCCUCAGGUAGAGUUAGUGGCUCUGUCUCAUGACCAGUUAGCAUUUAAAGGUCAACUAUCUGGGCACGCAGAGGUAUUCGUUAGUCUAGAAGGUUGCAGUGAAGUGAUGUAGCUGUUAGACACAGUUGCACCACAACUUUCAUAUGCAGCUGGACAAUCAUAACUUUUAUACAAAAAAAAAAAAAAAUCAUGCUAAUGGCCUUUCACUGAUGCAAGUAUAAUCCACGUGUGUUUGAUCUGAAUGUUAGCACUACCGAAAUAACUACAGCGCCUUUUGCACCACACUCAGAUGGAAGUAGAAUUAGUGAUUUCGUUAAUUACAGCAUCUUUCCACAGUAUUAAGGAGGGAAAUCCAAGAAUUGGAGUAGCCUGUUUGAGAGCUGGGAUCUUUCAUUCAGCAUCACAAUUGAAUUUGUGCGUAUACAGGAGAUGAGGAGCGAGUACUGCUCCAUGUGUAGUAAAGUCAGACCCUGCACAGCAGGGGGCUGCAGGAUUUUCCUACAGAGUUCACCUCCACUUUACUGUUUGGCUUGAGCACUUUGAUAUAAACACAUACAAACACACACACACACCCCUCUACCUGUAACUGGACAAACUUAUUUUUAAAGUAUGUAAGAAUAUUUUUUUAGCUAGAUGUUUUUUGUUAAAGCCACACUAACUACUGUAUUUUUACCUUUUAUAUGUAAAGCUUGGCAAUAGCUCUCAAUGUAUAAUUUAUUUGUUUUUUUAUAAAGUGCACUCUCUUGCUUCUCUGUUUCACAAUGGUGGUGGUGAGUGAAUUACUUUAGGCACUGCACUGAGAUCUGUAUUGAAACUGUACAUGGGAACAAGAAGCUGUGAUUUGUAGUCCACUCAACCCAGUCUUGAAAUGUUUGUACUGUAGUCUUUUCUUAAAUAUACUACAUCAGUGUAAAAGUCUCACAGAGUCAUCUUUUAAGCAUGGCUUUUAUAGGAUGGCAUCGCUAUAAAAGCCAGGUGUGUUGGCCAAAACUUAGAAAGUGGGCUAUGCAUUUAGGGUUUGUGAGCUGCUGCACCUCUGAAAUCCAAGCUAGAGGUAUGUGGCAGAGAAAUGCUUUGUUCCUGAGCGCUCACUAAUGGUGCAGUCACUGAAUUGUUCUUCAAAGCCAUGUAGAAUUCACAAAACAAUGAAACAAGUUUGGCUUAGAUAUUUUUAUUAAUAAAAGCAAAAACCUAAGUCUCA
Molecule: messenger RNA, 7871 nt
Organism: Rhea pennata
Lineage: Eukaryota; Metazoa; Chordata; Aves; Rheiformes; Rheidae
Gene: EPB41L5
Product: erythrocyte membrane protein band 4.1 like 5
Exons: 26
Coding region: 132-2438 (768 amino acids)
Cellular component (GO): cytoskeleton
Molecular function (GO): cytoskeletal protein binding
Source: RefSeq, a predicted model, not a curated record